AUGACCAGCGUAUUGUCAUCUCUCCAGUUGCUGAUCAAAUGCCUUAUGGCCAGCAUUGACAUGCUAUUCUGGACCUUCUGCCUGCUCACCUUUUUGCAGUGUGUGGCCGGCAUGAUCGUCAGCACGCUGUGCCGCGACUACAUUGAAAAUCCGGAAUACCCUUCAGUGACACGUGAUGAAGUCUACCGCUACUACGGCAGCUUCACACGCACCUUCUUGACGAUGUUUGAAAUCCUUUUUGCAAAUUGGGCCCCGAGCUGCAGGGUCCUUGUGGACAAUGUCAGCGAGUGGUUUUCCAUCUUUUUCUUACUCUACCGAUGCAUCAUUGGAUUUGCAGUGUUGAAUGUCGUAAACGCCGUCUUUGUGCAACAGACCAUGAAGACCGCCAGCUUUGACGAAGAAUUGGCAUUUAAGCAGAAGGAACGAGAUGUCGUAACCUACACCAACAAGGUUCGAAGGCUUUUCCAGACCAUGGAUGAGACAGGAGAUGGGACCUUGAACUUCGAGGAGUUCUCCAAGCUCGUGACGUCCCCAAAGCUCAAGUUCUGGAUGAGCCAACUGGAGCUGGACUACCACGAUUUGUUGAGCUUGUUUGAGUUUUUGGACAACGGAGAUGGCCAGAUCACGCUGAACGAGUUCAUAGAGGGCGCCACGCGCUUGCGUGGUCAGGCGAAG
Molecule: messenger RNA, 675 nt
Organism: Symbiodinium pilosum
Lineage: Eukaryota; Dinophyceae; Suessiales; Symbiodiniaceae
Source: the annotation of a GenBank genome assembly